GAAACCCCAGAGGAGAAGCUUAAGGGCCGGAGGAAGGCGCCGAGGAGGAGACAGCAGAAAGAUGGGAAGUGGAGUCAGUGCUGAGGACAAAGAACUGGCCAAGAGGUCCAAAGAGCUAGAAAAGAAGCUGCAGGAGGAUGCUGACAAGGAAGCCAAGACUGUCAAGCUGCUAUUGCUGGGUGCUGGGGAGUCAGGAAAGAGCACUAUCGUCAAACAGAUGAAGAUCAUUCAUCAGGAUGGCUAUUCGCCAGAAGAAUGCCUGGAGUACAAGGCCAUCAUCUACGGGAAUGUGCUGCAGUCCAUCUUGGCUAUCAUCCGGGCCAUGCCCACACUGGGCAUUGACUAUGCUGAAGCGAGCUGUGCGGAUGAUGGGCGACAGCUCAACAACCUGGCUGACUCCAUUGAGGAGGGCACCAUGCCUCCCGAGCUAGUGGAGGUCAUCAGGAAGUUGUGGAAGGAUGGUGGGGUGCAAGCCUGCUUUGACAGAGCUGCAGAGUACCAGCUCAAUGACUCGGCAUCUUACUAUCUGAAUCAAUUAGACCGAAUUACAGCCCCUGACUACCUCCCUAAUGAGCAAGAUGUGCUACGAUCCAGAGUCAAAACCACAGGCAUCAUUGAAACCAAGUUUUCUGUCAAAGACUUGAACUUCAGGAUGUUUGAUGUGGGAGGGCAGAGAUCAGAGAGAAAGAAGUGGAUCCACUGCUUUGAGGGAGUCACCUGCAUCAUUUUCUGUGCAGCCCUCAGUGCCUAUGAUAUGGUGUUGGUGGAAGAUGACGAAGUGAAUCGUAUGCAUGAGUCAUUGCACCUGUUCAACAGCAUAUGUAACCACAAGUUCUUUGCGGCUACUUCCAUCGUCCUCUUUCUCAACAAGAAGGAUCUCUUUGAGGAAAAAAUCAAGAAAGUCCAUCUCAGCAUUUGUUUCCCAGAGUAUGAUGGGAACAACUCCUAUGAGGAUGCAGGGAAUUAUAUCAAGAGCCAAUUCCUUGACCUCAACAUGAGAAAAGAUGUCAAAGAAAUCUACAGUCACAUGACCUGUGCUACAGACACACAGAAUGUCAAAUUUGUAUUUGAUGCAGUUACAGAUAUUAUCAUCAAAGAAAACCUCAAGGACUGCGGACUCUUCUAAUUCUCAUCAUUCCUCAAGAAUUUGUGCUAUAAACAGGCUCAGAAUCUGGGUAAUUUCAAGCAGAAAAUUUUAGGUCAAUAUACCAUGACAAGAAGAAUGAAUCCAUUCUCCCUUGGAGAGGGAGUAUGUA
Hippopotamus amphibius kiboko is the source of this 1256-nucleotide messenger RNA. RefSeq names its product G protein subunit alpha transducin 2 (gene GNAT2). The transcript has 8 exons. Gene Ontology annotation, biological process: detection of chemical stimulus involved in sensory perception of bitter taste; adenylate cyclase-modulating G protein-coupled receptor signaling pathway. Gene Ontology annotation, cellular component: heterotrimeric G-protein complex; photoreceptor outer segment; photoreceptor inner segment. The record is from RefSeq and is a predicted model, not a curated record. The coding region runs from base 62 to 1126 and encodes 354 amino acids. Gene Ontology annotation, molecular function: G protein-coupled receptor binding; G-protein beta/gamma-subunit complex binding; GTPase activity. Lineage: Eukaryota; Metazoa; Chordata; Mammalia; Artiodactyla; Hippopotamidae.